Molecule: messenger RNA, 2798 nt
Organism: Frankliniella occidentalis (western flower thrips)
Lineage: Eukaryota; Metazoa; Arthropoda; Insecta; Thysanoptera; Thripidae
Exons: 4
Coding region: 846-1997 (383 amino acids)
Source: RefSeq, a predicted model, not a curated record
UCAACUACUUUCGUUCAUUCCCGAGAAGCUAAAUUUUAUGAUAGCGCCUUUUACACGACGCAGGUCGAUAGAUUUAAAGCUCCUGAGUCGACUCUCGAGGUAUCGAAUUGAUCGAUUCAGCCGCUGUGUGUGUGUGUAAACAAAGACCGUCAUGACGCUCCGGCUUGGCGGCUGUGAGCUCUCGGCGAGGUUGAGAGGUGUGCCGCGGCAAAUUCAUCGUAAUCGGGCGAUGCGUGGCAGAAACUCAUGGGUUUCCAACUAAGGAUGUGCACUUUAUGCUUUCGCAUAAUCGCAUAAUUUUCGAAACUUCACUGAAAUGGACGGGGAAUCAACUGGUUAGCUCUGUUGUCACCCCUCGAUCCAAAUCCGAAGAGCAUCGAAAACGCAUAAUUUCUCAAAAUCGCAGCAUGGAGGCAUUUUCGCAUAAUUUGAGCAUAAUUGCAAGGAAAAGGGUUGUAUUAAAAACGGUUGUAUUUUGCAAUUGGUUUUAAUAUUUUGCGCAUUUUACCGCACAUUUUGAUCCGACAAUUGAAAUUGUCUUACCAAUUUUGGCCUUCCUUUCAUACCGCAUACUUAUAUUAAUGUAAAUGUUUGCAAUGUGUGAACGCAAAACGAAUAUAAAAGCAUAAUUUAGUAGGAAACGCAAAAAAGAACUUUUUAAGAAGCAGUAACAUUAAGAAAGAAAACACCAAAAAGCAUAAAAACGCAUAAUUGGGUAGAAAACGUGGCAUAAAGAGAGCAUAUUUGGAAAAUUUUAAAGCAUAAUCACCGCAUAAAAGUGACAUUUUUGAGAGCAUAAUUGGCAGUUUGAAAACGCAUAAAGUGCAUAUCCUUAUUUCCAACUGAUGCUGUACGGGAUUGUGAUCCUGCAGACGUGUGUUGAUGUUAACUAUGCUGCAUGGAGAGAGACGCCCAGCAGUGUGCCUAUUACCAUGUCUGCCCAGUUGCGCUGCUUUUUUUGUACGUUCUCAACGACUAACUUCACGGAACAUCUCAGCCACCAUUAUCACCAUCGUCACAUUAAUAGACACAGAUUUUACUGUGGCUAUUACCCUGACUGCCGAAGUGUUUUAUCUACAGAGCGUCUGCUCAGACUCCACACUCUUCGUGUCCAUCACCUCAAAGUCAGGAAUUCACAACCUUCAGCUUCAACACCAGCACCAAAUAAUUUUGGUAAAUACCUUUGUUCUGUGUUAACGUGCAGAAAGGAGUUUGAGUGUUUUCCUGAACUGCUAAAACAUUUGAAGACUCAUAUACGCAUGAAAGUUUUUGUCAAGUGCCCUCAUCAUCCAUGCUCUAAAGAAUAUAACCAUCUCGGUUCAUUCACUGGUCAUCUAUCUAAAAAACAUCGUGCUAAACCAUCUGUCACUCCUGCGGUUGAAGCAGGAGCAGUUGAGAAUAAUUUUAGUAAUGAAGAGGAAGAUUUGUUCUCAGAAUCUACUGUUACUGACACUGAUCCCCUGUUUGAAGAUCAAAAUGAAAAUGAAGAUGAAGAUGAUUGCCUUAUGAAGAGUUUUGCUCAGUUCUGUAUGAAGUUGGAAUUCCAUUUCCUUGUACCUGAAAAGACUGUUCAAUUUUCAGUUGAUGAAAUAUUUAAGAUACAAUCUCAGAGCAAAGAGUUUUAUCGAAGUGAGUUAAUGCAGACUUUGCAGUCAGAAAACAUCUCGAUUGACAAAGUAAAUCGCAUUUUUAAGUAUGCAUUUGCUAAUGACCCAUUUACAAAGCAGUAUGAUCAAAAUUGGAAGACUCCUCAUAAACGUAAAAACUUCUAUAAGAAGGCAUUUCAUUUUGUCAAUCCUGAAAAAAUUGAAUAUGUCAAGACUAUUACCAAGAAAGGCAUUACCAGCAAUGUUAAAACAUUCUUUUAUUAUGUGGAUAUUGAAAAGACUCUUCAAUAUUCAUUCACUAAAGAUAAGUCCUUAAACUUGGAUUUAAAACCACCUCUAUCAAGAACUGAUGGGUUGUUGACUGACGUCACUGAUGGGAAAAGCUUUUAAAGAUAACACAUUUUUCCAAGAAAAUCCCGUGUGUAUCAAGAUAAUAAUCUAUCAAGAUGGAGUUGAAAUUGUCAAUGCAAUUGGCUCGGCCAAACGUAUCCACAAACUAUUAGCUAUUUAUCUUUCUAUCUUGAACUUACCUGACCAUCUUCGGUCACACAUUAACUCUAUCAAGUUAGUGGCUCUAGGUAAGGAAAAACAUUUUGAUCAUCAAAUUGUUUCUUGAAGAAUUGUUAAAGAUCUAAAAUUAUCCGCUUCGCUCCACCGGCAACUCUGUUCGGCAGGGAGCGGGCCAAGCUUGGCCUGCCGACGGCGUUUGGGACGGGCCUUCGGCCCGUCCCUUCUGAAUUUUUAUGGUGUAAUACAUCUUCUAUCCGAAAACGGGCCUUCGGCCCGUUGGAGUGACGGCUCACGUUAGGCCAUCUUUUUGCCAGGUACCUUUUCUGUCCACUUCGUAAUCAAAACUCAACAAACGAAGUAUUCUUUUCAUACGCUGAACAUCUUUGGCUGUGUGUGCCGUAGUUUGUAGAAUACAUGCAAGUUAUGCCAAAUCCCUUAUAAGUUAUUGAUGUUAGCUUAUGAAUCAAAUAACACACCUAUGAAAAGAUACAUUAGACUAGCCCUAGAAGAAGUUAUAAAUAUACCUCCAGACAUACUCUGAUUGACUCCGAACGUGUUCAAACAACAAAUAAAUGUUUUGUUUUUUUUUGUUUUUUUUUUUUUGCUAUUUUGCAUGGAAGUCUACACGUUUUAUUAAUGAUGUCCCACCAUAAAAUAAGCCCACUCUUCUGCUUAGAAGAA